AUGAAUAAGGCCAAAAGUACCAUUGAUAGUAAAGUGUCAAGUCAAAAGAUAAAGGGAAAGUACUAUUAUUUAUUACGUCUUUACAGUUCUCUCAUUAAUAGCCAAAAAGCAGUAGUAACCCUUUUGGGUAUUUGUGUAUUCUUUGAUAUUCUUAUAUCAGAUGAGGAGCCUCCAGAUGAUUGUGAAGUAAAAUUAUCACACAGAAAAAAGUCAUAUUUACAAAUUUAUACGAAUAGCACUGAGGAAAGAAAGAAAGCUAUUAAAGCUAUUCAAGACAGUAAUUUUGAAACUGCAUCAGAUGACAUGUGGUCAUUUCAUCAUAAGGUAACUCGAGAGAAUGGAAUCCAACUUUCUGAAUAG
Molecule: messenger RNA, 360 nt
Organism: Funneliformis geosporum
Lineage: Eukaryota; Fungi; Glomeromycota; Glomeromycetes; Glomerales; Glomeraceae
Source: the annotation of a GenBank genome assembly